This is a messenger RNA of Coregonus clupeaformis (lake whitefish), 2761 nucleotides long. RefSeq names its product mucin-2-like. The record is from RefSeq and is a predicted model, not a curated record. Bases 23 to 2761 code for a protein of 912 amino acids. The transcript is spliced from 4 exons. NCBI's taxonomy places the organism in Eukaryota, Metazoa, Chordata, Actinopteri, Salmoniformes, Salmonidae.
AACAACAUCCCCAGCAGCUGCUAUGACAAGAACAGCCACCCCCACAACAACCACAGCUGCUGCUUCAACAACCACAGCAGUACCAAUGUCAACCACAGCAGCUCCCAGUACAACCACAGCUUCCCCCACAACAACCACAGCUGCUGCUACAACAACCAAAGCCCUGCCCACAACAACCACAGCUGUUCCAACAACAAUCACAGAUUCACACACAACAACCGUAUCUGCUCCCACAACUACAGCAGUUCUCACAACCACAACAGCUUCCCUUACAACAACCACAGCUGGUAGCAAAACGACCACAGCUGCAUCCACAACAACCAGAGCUGAUCCCACCACAACCACAGCUACUGCUACAACAACAAUAUCUGCUGCAACAACACCCAAAACCCUGCCCACAACAACCACAGCUGCUCCCACAACAAACACAGCUGCUCCCACAACAACCACAUAUGCACCAACGACAACCACAGCUACACCAAUAACAUCUACAGCUGCGGCAUCAACAAGUACAGCUGUGGCAACAACAACCACAGCUACACUCACAACAACCACAGCUUCUUCCACAACAACAAGAGCUGCUCCCACAACAACAGCAGCUUUUCCCACAACAACCACAGCUACACCAACAACAACCACAGCUUCUUCCACAACAUCCACAGCUGCUCCCACAACAACAACAGCUUUUCCCACAACAACCACAGCUGCUCCCACAACAACCACAGCUACUCCCAAAACAACCACAGCUGCUCCAAAAACAAUUACAGAUUCACCCAUAACAACCACAAUCGCUCCCACAACUACACCAGCUCCCACAUCAGCUUCCCUAACAACCACCACUCCUGGUCCCAAAACAACCACAACUUCUCCCACAACAACGACAGCUACAACCACAGCUGCUCCCACAACAAAACCAGCUGCUGCUACAACAACAAAACCUUUGACAACAACAACCAAAGCCAUAAGCACAACCACAACAGCUUCCCUGACAACAACCACAUCUGGUCCCACAAUGAUCACAUCAGCACCAGUGAUGUCUACUGCUGGGGCUACAACAACCACAGCUGCACCCACAACAGCCACAGCUUCUCCCACAAAAGCACAGCUGUUGCUACAACAACAAAAGAUGGGCUGCACCAACGACAACUACAGCACCUUUUACAACAACAGUGGCUCCUACAACAGCAACUCCCACUACAAUCACAGCUUCACCAUCGACAACGACAGUUGCUGCAAAAACCACCAAAGUCAUCCCCACAACAACCAGAGUUUCAGCCACAACAACCAAUGCUGCUCCCACAAAAACCACAGCAUCACCAAUGACAUCUACAGCUGUGGUUUCAACAACCACAGUCCUCCUCACAACAACUCCAGAUACUACCAUAACAACCACAGCUGCUGCCUCAACAACCACACUGCUACAACAACCACAACUCUGCCCACAACAACCAAAGCUGCUCAAACAACAAUCACAGAUUCACCAACAACAACCGUAUCUGCUCCCACAACUACAGCAGUUCCCACAACCACAACAGCUUCCCUUACAACAACCACAGCUGGUAGCAAAACGACCACAGCUGCACCCACAACAACCAUAUAUUGUCCUUCAACAACCACAGAUUCUCCCACAACAACCACAGAUUCUCCCACAACAACCACAGCUGCUGCUACAACAACAAAAGCUGCUACAACAACAAAAGCCCUGCGCACAACAACCACCUCUGCUCAAACAACCAUCACAAAUUCACCCACAACAACAGUAUCUGCUCCCAAAACUACAGUAGUUCCCACAACCAAUACAAAUUCCUUUACAACAACCACAGCUGGAAGCAAAACGACCACAGCUGCACCCACAACAACCACAGAUUCAACCACAACAACCACAGAUUCUCCCACAACAACCACAGAUUCUCCCACAACAACCACAGAUUCUCCCACAACCACAACAGCAUCCCUUGCAACAACAGCUGUUCCCACAACAACCACAGCAGAACCAAUGAUGUCUACUGCUGGUGAUACAACAACCACAGCUUCCUCCAAAACAACCACAGCUGCGCCCACAACAACCAGAGCUGCACCAACAACAACCAGAGCUUCUCCCACCACAACCACAGCUGCUGCUACAACAACAGCAGCUGCUGCAACAACACCCAAAACCCUGCCCACAACAACCAAAACUGCUCCCACAACAAACACAGCUGCUCCUCUAACAACCACAUCUGCACCAACGACAAUCACUGCAACACCAAUAACAUCUACAGCUGCGGUGUCAACAAGUACAGCUGUGGCUCCAACAACAGCUACACCCACAACAACCACACCUUCUUCCACAACAACCAUAGCUGCUCCCACAACAACAACAGCUUUUCUCACAACAACCACAGCUACACCCACAACAACCACAGCUACACCCACAACAACCACAGCUUUUCCCACAACAACAACAACAGCUGCACCAACAGCAAAAGUUUCUCCCACAACAACCACAGCUACUCCCACAACAACCACAGCUGCUGCUACAACAAGAACCGUUUCGGCAACAAAAGCAGAAGUACUGCCCAAAACAACCACGGCUGCUCUAACAACAAUCACAGAUUCACCCACAACAACCACAAUCGCUCCCACAACUACACCAGCUCCCACAACAGCUUCCCUUACAAAAACCACUCCUGGUCCCAAAACAACCACAACUUCUCCCACAACAACCACAGCUACAACCACAGCUGCUCCCACAACACCAACAGCUGCACAGCAGCAAUGA